AUGGCAGCCGAAAAUGAAAAAUUGGAACAGGCUGAUUCUCCUUUUCCAACCUUGAACGAUUUAGUUUUCGAAAAGAAGAAAAAGGUCGUUCUUUUGUUAAGCCAGGGACUGCUCAAAUGCGGUUGUCCUUGCCACCGAGUGGAAGAUACACUCCAGCACACGGCAAGCAGCCUUGGCAUCAAUGCGUCUUUUUCAUUUUUGCCAGAUUCGGUGCUGAUUACUUUUAGUCAUCCUGAAGAUGACAGUGACACUCAAUCUGUCAUGGUCAAAUCACCCCAAAGUUAUGAUACCGGGAAAAUCGGGCAAAUCAAUCGUACGAUGAACUCGCUUCACAAGGACGAGAUGGAUAUUGACACAUGUAUCACACGGCUAAGCGAGAUCAUGGCCGCUCCACCGACCUGCGGCUUCAUUGCGACGUGCCUCGCCUUUUCACUGAGUGCCUUUUCAGCGUCGGCCCUUUUAUUUAGUGGGUCAUGGAUGGAUGCCGGUGUGAGUGGGGCUUUGGGGUUGAUCGUUGCUUUAUUAUUUAUUCUUUCCAAUCAUUACCCGAUUUACGGUCGCGUGUUUGAAGUGUCGUCUUCCGUCAUUGUCGCUCUGAUUGCGCGGGCAUUACAUCGGUAUUGCUGUUUCACCAGCGUCGCCGUUUCGGCUAUCCUCAUUCUUCUUCCAGGAUAUGCCAUGACUAUGGCCGUGGUGGAAUUAUCUGCUCGCCAUGUGACCACGGGUACGAUUCGAUUGGUGUAUUCCAUUGUGUAUGCUUUUGUGCUGGCUUACGGUCUCCAAGUCGGCAGUAGUGUGUACAGUGCGAUCGAUCCCAGCGUGUCCGAUCAGGAUACCUGUGCUAAUGCUGUGUCACCUUGGUUUUAUAUUCCGCUGUUUCCUCUUUUGAGUAUUUCCAUUGCCCUGUCAUUUGGUUCCUCGCACAAACAAUGGCCCACACAGACCUUUUGCGCGGCCAUUGGUUUUUGUCUCUCAUAUUUUUUGGGUCACAUUAUCCCGGACAGUCAAGUUGUCGGUAGCUUGGCCUCCUUUGCCGUUGGUUUGUAUGCCAAUUUCGCGCUCAAGAUCACCGGUGAAGCACCACUCGUGCCUUUAUGCGUUGGCGUCACGUUACUUGUGCCCGGGAGUAUAGGUGUCCGUGGAGCGUAUGCGCUUUUACAUCAAGAUGAUCUUGGUCACAGUCUAUUUCCUUUGCAAAUGCUGACAAUUGCUUUGGGUCUAUCGACGGGACUAUUCGCUGCGGCCAUGAUCGUUUAUCCAUCCGGUAAAAAACGCUCACUGUACAUUUCCUUUUAA
Molecule: messenger RNA, 1296 nt
Organism: Radiomyces spectabilis
Lineage: Eukaryota; Fungi; Mucoromycota; Mucoromycetes; Mucorales; Radiomycetaceae
Exons: 4
Coding region: 1-1296 (431 amino acids)
Biological process (GO): transmembrane transport
Molecular function (GO): transmembrane transporter activity
Source: RefSeq, a predicted model, not a curated record